CCUCACUAACCACCACAGCCAACCUAUCUCGGCAUGUCUGGCCUCCCAAGACCAGGCGCACCGGCGGUGAAGCGCACGACAUCCACCAUGCGCCCGCCAGCAUCGCGACAGGCAACCAACAACUUUCUCCGUGGCCGCUCUGCCACACCCAUGCUUGAUGGGCGCACAUCUCGAGCAGAAUCAGUAGCUUCGACUAGGACAAGAGGCACACCACGCUCGUCACCACUUAAGAGGAAAGCAACCGACUUUGAAGAUGCCGGGCAAGAGACAAAUAUCAACGUCGUCGUUCGGUGUCGUGGUCGCAAUGACCGCGAAGUGCGCGAGAACAGCGGUGUUGUCGUCUCUACCAACGGCAUCAAGGGCAACACAGUCGAGCUUUCCAUGGGACCCAGCGCACUCAGCAACAAGACAUACCAGUUUGACAAGGUCUUCUCACCUGCCGCGGACCAAGGCAUGGUCUUCGAUGAAGUCGUUGCACCUAUCAUAGACGAGGUUCUCGAUGGCUUCAACUGCACAAUCUUUGCGUACGGUCAAACCGGUACAGGAAAAACAUAUACGAUGACCGGUGACAUUUCCGACGUCCUUCCUCUUCCUGACGCCGCUGGUAUCGUCCCUCGUGUGCUUUACGCACUUUUCGAUAAACUCAACCAAGAGGAGACCGAGAACUCCGUCAAAUGCUCCUUCAUCGAACUAUACAACGAAGAGCUGCGCGACCUUUGUGCUGUGGACGACUCAGUAAAGCUGAAGAUUUUCGACGACAAUAGCAAGAAGGGCCAGACUACAACAAUGGUCCAGGGCAUGGAAGAGUGCCAUCUGAAGACCGCUCGAGAAGGUAUUCAGCUCUUGCGCUCAGGUUCCCACAAGCGUCAGGUGGCAGCGACAAAGUGCAACGAUCUGAGUUCUCGAUCGCACACAGUCUUUACCAUCACAGUCUACAUCAAACGCACCACGGAAGAUGGCCAGGAAUAUCUGAGCGCGGGAAAGCUGAACCUGGUCGAUCUCGCUGGUAGUGAGAACAUUCAACGCAGUGGCGCAGAGAACAAGCGCGCUGCUGAGGCCGGUCUGAUUAACAAGAGUUUGCUCACUCUAGGUCGCGUUAUCAACGCACUCGUCGAACGCAGCUCUCACAUUCCGUAUCGCGAAUCGAAGCUGACGCGACUCCUACAAGACUCGCUCGGUGGACGAACAAAGACAUGCAUCAUCGCAACUCUGUCGCCGGCGAAGAGUAACCUCGAAGAGACGAUUUCCACGCUCGACUACGCUUUUCGUGCGAAGAACAUUCGAAACAAGCCUCAAGUCAACCAGGCGAUUAACAAGAAGACUCUUCUGAAGGAGUUCACGGCUGAGAUCGAGAAGCUGAAGAGCGAACUUAUAGCCACACGGCAGCGCAAUGGUGUUUACCUUACCCAGGAGAACUACGAGGAGAUCACCACGAUCAGCGAGUCGCGACGCAUCCUUAGCGAGGAGCAACGAGACCGAAUCGAGACGAUGGAAGUCAACCUACGCAACAGGGUAGAGGAGCUGUUCAAGAUCACAACGAACUUCCAAACCCUGAAGAAGGACAACGAGCAGACUCAACUAGCUCUGGAGGGUACAAAAGGCAUACUGGAGAAGACCGAGAUCGUAUUGGAGCACACACGCCAGAAUCUGGCUGAAGAGGGGGAGCUACGGAAGGCGCACGAAAAGACCGAGGGUGAACUUGCAGAGAUAGGUUAUGGCAUGAUCUCAACACUCGGCAAAACCACCUCAGACCUCGAUGGUCUGCGAUCGAAGAUUCGCAGGAAAUCAGAACUGCAAUCCCAGAACCGUCGUAACUGGGCUACGUCGCAAAACCACGUCCUGGACACAACUCGAAUGGUCGAGGACCGAAUCGAAGAGUUCCAGCAACAGCAAGAGCAGAUCAUGGACCUUCUCUCGGCUCGUAUGCAAGAUUUUGUCAGAGAUGAACUUGAGAAGCUCGGCGCAUCGCAGACUUUCUUGCAGGAGAAGAUGCAGGCAUACCAGACAUCAGAGCAGGAAGUUAACCAGCAGACCGCCAAAACCCGUGAAGACAUGAACGAGGUCCUGGAAGAGAUCAAGACACUGCGUGAGGAUGUCAAGUCGAAGAUUGGCUCCGGUCUCGAUGAGCUCUCCUCUGCAGCGGAGCAGAUCUCAGCCAACAUCAUCACCGAACUAGACGGUUUCAGAGAUGAACUACAUCAGUCCUACGCAAAUUUGGGGCGCGACUUCAAGGCCACAUUCGAUGGGCUUGUCAAGAGUCUCAACGCACAACAGGCAGAGAACGACCGCUUGCAUGCGCAAGUUCUUGAGGCAAAUGCAGCCUUGCUGGCCGCUAACAACCACACUCAAGGACGACUGGCACAAGUUGUCGACGAGGAGAAGCAGAAAUCUGCCGAAGAGCGCCAGCAGCUACUACAACAGAUCACUGCGCUCAUCGGAGCUAACGCAGACGCUCAAGACCAACGGAUGAAUGAGAAGCUCGCUUCUGUUGGUGCAGAGCUUGGAGCUGCAAACGCAGUCUUCGAAACACAACAAAGUGCAUACACAUCCGGCGUCGAGGCUUGGAACAACCAGUCUAAGAGCAUCGUAGCUGGCGUCACAACAUCGAGAGAUUCCAUGAAGACCAAGCUUCGAGGCGACUACGAGAUGGCGACGCAACAUUCGGAUUUGCUCAAGGAUACCACCACAUCUGUGCACGCAAGUACAGUGAAGACGGUGGAAGCCCAGAUGGCACAUCUUGACACACAACUGCACUCUCUCGAUGACAUUGUCUCUCGCAUUCGCGAGCAAAACAACGUUCAUCACGCCGCGCAUACUGCUUCGCUCGCAACGCUGUCGUCCACGGUGCAGACGUCGUACUCCAGCAUUGGCGAACACCUCUCGACGUCUUUCGAACGCGUCCAGUCCCUCGAGAACGAUGUGUCAGCACAACAGAGUACCCUCAAGGAGACUCUGACCUCAUUGUCUGCCGAUGCCACGAUCCGCGCACCUCUUCACGAGCUCCGCGAGACCGUUGGCGCACAGAACCUCAUGGAGUACAAACCAACCGGUCAAACGCCCCAACGCGUCAACUACCACAUUCCCUCCAACCUCCCCCGAACCGAAGACCACGAGACCAUCCUCUCCCGCCUGCGCGACCGCCCCACCUCCUCAGACCACACCCCCCGCAGCCCAACCAAACAACCCGUCUUCAUCGAUGCCACCUCCUCCGCCGACUCCACCACCGAGCUCUUCUUACCCGCAAAACCCGACUUCACACGUUCCAUCAGUGCGCACACCCAAAACCACACCGCGCCCAUCUCCCUCCGCGAGCUCGACGUUAACAUCGUCGCGCAGGAAUCCGCGCACACCCAGCCUCUGCCGCUCGUUUCAAGGUCGAGCGAUUCGGUCGUUAUGGCUGCGCCGCCGAAUAAGAAGCUCAAGGGUAGCGAGGAGGGGAGUAAGUUGCCAAUGAAGAAGAUGAUGCGGAAGACUGUUGGUGGCGGGGUGGGGAAGGAGGAGAGGGAGAAUUUGAGUAUUACGAAUUUUGCGAGCUCGAUUGGGCCGGGGCAGGUUGGUGGGAGGCGGUUGAGGAGCCAUGGUAGCAGCUAGGCCACUUGACUUGGGCCUGUGUAGUAGUUGAAUCCUUUUGUAUAGGCGUUUGUUCAUAUUUGUCUGGGGAUUUGGUAACGGCGUUCAGUCUAGUAGACGCCUUUGCACUACACAGUGUUGGUUGAGUGUUUGAGCUUCCUCUCUGCAUUUUUUUGGUGUAG
This is a messenger RNA of Macroventuria anomochaeta, 3752 nucleotides long. RefSeq names its product kinesin family protein-like protein. Gene Ontology annotation, biological process: mitotic spindle assembly; microtubule-based movement. The record is from RefSeq and is a predicted model, not a curated record. Bases 34 to 3591 code for a protein of 1185 amino acids. Gene Ontology annotation, cellular component: spindle microtubule; nucleus. Gene Ontology annotation, molecular function: ATP binding; plus-end-directed microtubule motor activity; microtubule binding. The transcript has 2 exons. Lineage: Eukaryota; Fungi; Ascomycota; Dothideomycetes; Pleosporales; Didymellaceae.